GUGUAGCGCCACGAAGGAAGAAGUGGAUAUUUUCGAAAACAAAAUAUCGGAUAGCUGAAAUGUUAAAGUAAACAGAGGCCCAAACCCCGCACUGAGCCACGAACCCCUUGUCUUCUGCCCUAGCCCGAGGCCCACCGGGGCCCCAUCAUCGCGUAUUGUUGUGGUCGCAAACCGCCUUCGUUCGCAUCGUUCGCUUCGUAGCAAUUCACUAUUGAGGCAAGCAGUCGCGCAUCGCUCACGAAAUCUCGUCACGUGGUUCGACCCCGGUCCGGCCACCUAAGCUUUUUUUAGGUAAACAAAAGUUGCGGAAAAGGAGUACGGUUUCUAAUUAGUUGUCUCGUGGUAUUUUGUUUAUCGGCUACAUUUGGUGCGUGAAUAUUUAGUAGUGCGGCGUCGAAGAUAAAGAAGAUGUCCUCAAAUCUCGGGUCGCAGGAGAGCGAUGCAUGGGCACUUCUAGCUCUGAAGUCCGCCCCUGCUAGUCCCUCGAAAGUUCAAUGGAGUCCUGAGACUAAAGGCACGGCUAUCGCAAGAUUAGAAGGAAGAGAAUUUGAGUAUCUUGUACGACAAAAACGUAUUAUCAUCGGCCGGAAUAGUUCGCGAGGCGAAGUGGAUGUAAACAUGGGACACUCGAGUUUCAUAUCUCGAAAACAUUUAGAACUAUUUUUUGACCAUCCGCACUUUUUUAUGGUUUGUAAUGGCAAGAAUGGUGUUUUUGUCGACGGUGUAUUUCAGAGGAAAGGUGCACCUGCAGUACAAUUGCCCAAAACGUGUACUUUCAGAUUUCCAAGCACUGCAAUCCGGUUAGUGUUUCAAUCUCUGGUGGACGAGUCUGAUCCUACACCUAUUCUCAGCAGUGGAGAAGCAUCUGGUCCACCUGUGUCACCAGUGAAACACAGAACACCGUUGCCUCCCUUAAGAAUUAAUAUUCCCGAACCUUCAGAUACAAAUUUUACAAGUCCAUUCCCAUCUCCUACUGGGACCAUCAGUGCUGCUAAUUCCUGUCCGACGAGUCCUAGAGGAGGUCAUGGACGACGCAACAUAAGUGCUGACUUACAAAUGGCUGCUGUCUACGCAGCAGCUGCUGUGAAUCCUCAUGCAACCAACUCAACCUCUGUACAGAUACCAAUCGAUGAAAGGACUGAGGUUGUUGUUAGCGGUUCUAGUGUCCACAGCAGUCCAGAACUACAACUGGCAGAAAGUGUUAGUUCGUUUUCUCCUCAGAAAAUGUACAGAGCCACAAACGGAUCCGGACCUUCACAUAAUUCUUCAGCUUCUGAAUCUUAUCCAAAGGACGAAACAAAACCACCGUUUUCUUACGCUCAGCUAAUUGUACAAGCGGUGGCAUCAGCCCCAGACAAACAGUUGACAUUGAGUGGCAUAUAUUCUUACAUAACAAAACACUAUCCUUACUACCGUACGGCAGAUAAAGGAUGGCAGAACUCAAUUCGUCACAAUUUGUCCUUGAACCGGUAUUUCAUCAAAGUGCCCCGGUCUCAAGAGGAACCUGGAAAAGGUUCUUUCUGGAGGAUAGACCCACCCUCAGAGUCCAAACUUAUUGACCAGGCAUUUAGACGCAGAAGGCAAAGAGGUGUCCCAUGUUUCCGCACUCCAUUUGGCAUUUCCUCAAGCAGAAGCGCUCCAUCAUCACCGAGUCAUGUUGGUAUGUCAGGUAUAAUGACUCCGGACUCAUUAUCUCGAGAGAGCUCACCUGUCGCAGACAGCACAGUCCCUUCACCAGGUGCUAGUCAGUCUGCUCCAGGCUCCCCUGGUAGCACAGGCAAUGAAGUGGGUCUGCAGUAUUUUAAGCAACGUUUGGUUGUACCAGGCUCUCAGGGUGCGCAACAUAUCACUCUUGUUACCAAUGGCAUCUCUACCAGUUCUGCUAAUGUAGGAGAAGAAAAAUAUGUGAUCUCUACCGUGAGUGGGAAUUGCAGUUCUGGCGUCAUCAGUAGAAAGCCCUCUGUAUCACCUCCCAUGUUGAAUCAGCCACCAGUCAUAGUGCAAGCUGCCUAUUCAAGUUAUAAUGCGGUAUCUCCGAGCAGUAGUGAAUCGAUAGACCACUGUGGGAAACGUCCCAGAGAAGAAGAAACAGAACUGGUUUACGAGCAAGUCAUCAUUGAUAAGAGUAUGGUAGGAGAUCAGCCAAAUUCCCCACCACAAAUACAGAUUCAAGAAACAUACGGUGGACUAAGUGAAGACGAUCCUCUCACAUUAGUGACAUGUAAAAAGGAAAUAGAAAAUGGACACACAUCUAACAGCUCCCAGGGCUCGAUACCUGUCAACAUCUUGGAGAACGGUUAUUCAGUCUGUAAAAAACCAAAAUUAGAAUUAAUAGAAGAGGAGAAUGCAAACUCUUAAUGAGUUUUUAAUCCCUCUCAGACUUGACCUUAUCCAAGAAGAGCAGGUAUCUGAAGAUGUUCGAUUUGACGUCCAGAUUUGUGGAGAGGAUUUUAUUUGUUAAGUAGUUUUAAAAGGUUUUAUUUUCCUUUUCAACUAAAAUUGUAUGGUUUUUACCUCAUCCCCCUCCCCCUUCCCGUUUGUUUUCAAGCAGGAGUUAAACUAUUUCAGUGCUUUGACCUCAAACUUUUAAUUGCAGUUCUUAUCUAAUUGAGAGUUUAUUCGGUUUUCAUAUUUUGAAGAUGUGUUUCUGUUCCUAACUAAGGAGUAAGGAACUUCCUUUUAGUUAUUAGUAAGUGUUUGUUUUUGUUACAAUUUGUAUAUGUAUAUAUAUAUACAUAAUAGGAAUGAAAAAUUGGGGUCAAAAUCAUUACUGUUUAGCUGGUUUGUCUUACAGUGGCAGCUUUAUCUGCAUUGUUCUUUUCGCUUUUCUCUGUUGUCACGGUUCUCUGCCGCUGUUUUAACUUUAUUUGGAACAUGAGGCUACUCCAGUAGAAAAUGCGAAGGCUUUUGACAAGAACUCAGCACCAUCCGACCCUGUUUCCUCAGCUCAAAUUUCUCCUGUUUUCUGGCAUUUACAAGUGAUAUUAGUUAAGGAGCAGCAGGAGCAGCUACGUCAGGAGUGCAUGAGAAACCUUGUGCUGAUUGACAGUCAAAUGGUUGCUUUAGGAGCCCAGUAUAGGCGUAUCUUACACCAUGGUAUAUAUUCUUGCAUGCUUGUCUACUUGGAAACAUGCCUCUUCCUGAUAAUGUGACGUCAUAAAAGUUAGUUUUCUCUCAUACCAAGUAUACCCGGCAAAACGGACAAGGAACCGAGGAGAAGAUUCUUCGUACUCAAGUGCCUUGCAACCUCUUUUUUUUUUUUUUUUUUUUUUUUUUUUUUUUAAUGGAUCAAGUAAUUCAGAAAUUUAAAUGCAUGUUCCUCUUCAAAUCAAGCAAUGGCUUCAGCUUGAUUGACUUUUGAGAGUAAUCUGUAAGGGCCAAUUUCAAUCAAAAAUCUUUUUUCUGUUCAUUUACAGGCAGCUGUAUUUUUCUGAAUAGCUAAAGAGUGUAUUUUCCUUCACUCAGAAAACCUUUUUUCAUUCCUUGCUCCCUCUCACAGGGCAGUAGCACAACGUCCAUUUAUUUGUUUUUUUAACUCUAUGAACCUGACUGUUGUCAAGGUUUUCCCUUUAUUUUUCAUUUUUGGUUCUCAUUUUAAUCAUUACGUACAUGGAAAGCUAUUUAAUUUAUUCAUGAAACUAACUUAUAUUUGGUUUUUUUUUUUAAAGAAAAGAAAAAAAUCAGACCUUUUUUAAUCCGUCUAUUUUGAAAUAGACAAAACUAUCCUGUUACGAGGUGGUUUGAUUCACCUCCUAGAUCUGAAAAACCAAGGCAAAGUCAACAAAGUUUUCAUUUGAGGGUGCCUAAGCAUUGUGAAUACUGGGUGUCUACAGGUUUAGAAAACCGGAACUUGAAAUCCGGAAAAAAAAAAAAAAAAUCCACGCUCUGAGUAUUGAACGGAGGAUUAAUUUUCUUUGAGAUAUUGUAAUUUUAGUCAUGUAAUUGAAUGAUUAAUAAGUAUCUGAAGAAAAAGUUUAUGUAAUUUGCAGUAAAAUUAAUCCCAAAAGUGUUUCAGUUUUCAGUGUUUUCCGUGCAAAUUGUCAGUGUGUAAAUUCAGGGAAUUUUUAUCCAGCAAGCCUGUAGACAUUCUGUAAGAAAUUUAAUUUAUGUUGAUCGCAUAAUAUCAGAUAGGUUUUGGAGCCUUCAUUUCAGAUGAAGUAUCCUGUAAAGAUUAAUUAUAUCAACUGAUACCAGGAGAGAUCAAAUAAUCAUAAACAUCCAGGAAUUGUAAGAUUAUGGUAUGAUAAUUUCAGAAUGCUUUGUAUAAGGACAGAUUUUCCCAACCUGUCAAACCCCUCUGUGUUUUGCUUGUAAUAUAGGGGUGUAUCCAAAGUCUGCAAAAUCUCCCGAGUCUGUAUCCUACAAGUAUGCGUUUUUAAAAAUUUAGCACGAAAAAUGGCUGAAAAUUAUUUUCCAUUCCGAAGAUUCAGCUCGAUAAAGCUUCAAAGUUAGCAACGCUGAAACCUGAUGUGAAUUCGUGUAAGGCCAUAAAAUUUUUAUAGUGGUCAUAUAUCAUACUAAGGAAUCUAAAAAUUGAUCAACAUCCAGGGGAAGAGGAUUUUGUCGAUUUAGAAUACAUACUCUUUGGUGGCGCACUCAGAAGCUCUUUUGACCCAUUUCUCAGUAUACCCUAUAACUUCCAUAUUGAAUCGUUUGUCAGUAAAAAUUAAACCAAGAAAAAUCUUUGAAAAUUAUUAAUCUUAAUGUUUUUGCUAAAUAGAGGGAGCAGAGGCUCCUCUGCUCUGACGUACAAUUUCAGCACUACAUGAAAAAAAGUAAUUUUUUUUUUCCUCUCUUUUUUUUCACUUGAGUGAUGAGAUAUACUUCAAGUUCCAAUUGGUCCCAUCAAAUUGACAAUGCUAUGAAGCCAAAAUCGAACUUAACUUUAUCAUAUCUGAUCGUGACCUCAUGAUUGUGAUCAUGGAGGUAAUAAGAUUUAAAAGCUUUUUUUUUUUUUUUUCUUCCUCAAGAAGAGCAUUGUCUUUUCUUCUCUUGGCCAAAUAUUUUGGAUCCGAGACUAUCCUCCUUGCAACAUUUUGUCCUAGAAUGGUUUUUAAUCAUUGACACUUAUCUACUCUUUUUCUAAUGAUUUGAUGGUUUGGACACUCAGACUGUAUCAUAUGUUUUCUCUCAACACCGGUAACCGUAAUGGUUUUUUUCUUUCAUCCUUUUAAGUUGAGUAUUUAUUCUUAUAUUCUAUUAAUGCGUAUAUAUUAUAGUUACAAUAGCAUAUAAUGUUAUAUCAGAUUUGUACAUAAGUAGAAUAUUUACUCCUGAUCAUCAACAGUGCUUUUUCUCUCUCCUUUUGUGACUACGCUGAAGACAUAAUAACUUAGACAGUGGGUAACUGUAAAGCGUGGUGACCCAUUCUCCUAUUUUGGCACUCCGCAACAACCAUUUUCUAAUUUAUUUUUAGAUGUGUGCCUUGUAAGGAGCUGAUAUGAAAUUUUAGUUACAUUCUCCCAAAAAGGUCUAGUAACUUUUUUCUCUAAAUGCAGUCACUUACAAUUCUGAACUGGCGAAAUGUAGAACCCCAAUCACUCUCCCUCUCUUUACACCAUCUAUCAUAGGGCGCCACAGUAAACAGUUACCAUGCGAAAAUACGGCAAGUUAGGGAAACCCACUAUCGAUGUGUUAUAAUGUCUUUAGACUAAGCAAAAAAGGUCACUAUUUUGAUGUCUCUUAUUGUUGAUAGAUUUCUAGGUGUACCGUCAGCUUUGUUGAUCCCCACACAAUUUGUACACAAGGUAAUUUCUCGUGUCAUGAUUUCUGUAUUUUUAAGAGUACCUAUAGUUAAAUAGGAGUUUUCUGCUGGUGGUCUGCAAAUAAAGCCAAGCUGAAGUUCAAAUCAGUUACCAACACUUUUUGUGUAAUAUUUGCUUUGUCUCCUGAAUGUAUAUUGAUAAAGUCCGCUUCUUCCAUCGCGGCUUCCUGAAACUAAUUUCUUUCAAAUUUUGUAAUUCUCCUUAAAUUUUUCCCAUGGCUCGUUAUCGCUGACCAUUUAAUUUCAAUUUUGAAAUUUUUAAAAAACAAGAAAACAACUAGUGUACAGUUUAAACCUACACUUUCAUCCUCAUGUUCAUGUUUAUCUUUCACUAGACUUGGCAGUAAAAUAGCUUUUUUAAUAUCAGAUGCAAACUCCCUCUAUUCGGUUGUUUAUUGUUGUGUGACUUGUAUAAAAUUGAUUAAACUGUGGUAAUUAUGUUGGA
Molecule: messenger RNA, 6209 nt
Organism: Bemisia tabaci
Lineage: Eukaryota; Metazoa; Arthropoda; Insecta; Hemiptera; Aleyrodidae
Gene: FoxK
Product: forkhead box K
Biological process (GO): regulation of transcription by RNA polymerase II
Molecular function (GO): RNA polymerase II cis-regulatory region sequence-specific DNA binding; protein binding; DNA-binding transcription factor activity, RNA polymerase II-specific
Source: RefSeq, a predicted model, not a curated record